Aplosporella prunicola CBS 121167 is the source of this 1877-nucleotide messenger RNA. RefSeq lists its product as uncharacterized. The coding region runs from base 23 to 1762 and encodes 579 amino acids. The transcript has a single exon. The record is from RefSeq and is a predicted model, not a curated record. NCBI's taxonomy places the organism in Eukaryota, Fungi, Ascomycota, Dothideomycetes, Botryosphaeriales, Aplosporellaceae.
CCAGUUCUGUAAUCAGCACAUCAUGGCGCCCGUUCCUGGCCUGCUGUACGUGACGAUGCAGCCGCAUGGCGACCUGCCAGCCGAGGAGUUCCACGACUGGUACAACAACGAGCACGGCCCGACGCGUCUACGCCUCCCCUUCGUCACCAACGGCUUCCGUUACCGCGCCACCGAUCUCGGCGAUGCAGGCGCCGGGUCCAAGGACAUGCCUGAGUGGAUGGCCGCGUACGACAUCACCGACAACAACGAGCUGAACUCCGACGCCUACCUGAGACUGCGGGGUCCGCCGGUCAAGUCUGAGCGCGAGACCAAUGUCAUGAAAAGGAUUGACGUCGAUAGAAAGUGCUUUGACGUUGUCUACGAGCAAGCAAGAGACGGCUAUCAGAAUCUGGAAGACGCCUACGCCGAGGACGCAGACCGCGGUGUUCUCGUCGCCGUCAGCGUUCGCUGCAAGCCUGGCCACGGCAUUAAAGAGCUAGUGAAGUUUUACGAAGAAGAGCACGUCCCGAUGCUCUCCAAGGUCCCUGGCUAUCGGCGCUCGCGCUGCUUCAAGACGUCGCAGAUCGUAAAGGCCUUGUCAGCCAAAGACCAGGCCGAGCAAGCAGACCCGGAAUUCCUCUCGCUGCACGAAUACGAUACCCAGAACGGCGUGGGCACGAGCCCAGAGUACAAAGCCGCAUCCAGCACGCCUCGCUUGCACAAGUUGAUGGAUGAAGCCGUCAGCGCGUUCAAGCGCCGUACCUACGCCCAAACCUACACCUUCGGCCCCGCGCCGCGCUUCCUGCACACCAAGCUGCAGCCCUUCACCUCCCCAGAUGGCGCCACGAAAACGCUCCCAGUAAACGGGCCCUCCCCCAGCGCCAUCGAGUCCUUCGUCACGACCCCCGACGGCGUCGACCUCCCCUACCGCCUCGAAGGCUCCUCCUCCCCCCACGCUCCCCUCCUCGUCCUCAUCAACUCCGUCCUCGUCGACUGGCACAUCUGGGACGCCUUCCUGACAUCCCUAACCGGCUACCCCGCGUUUGCGAACUACCGUAUCCUACGCUACCACGCGCGCGGCCGCUCCUCCAAAACCAUCGGCACGCAGCCCAUCACGCUCGACCUGCUCGCAGCCGACGUCAUCGCGCUGCUCGACGCGCUGCGCGUCCCGCGCGCCGCCGCCGUCAUAGGCGUCAGCCUCGGCGGAGCAACGGCCCUGAACGUCGCGCUCAAGCACCCCGACCGCGUCACGCGCUUCGUUGCCUGCGACACCAACGCCGCGGCGCCGGCGGGCAACGCCAAGGCAUGGGGCGAGCGCAUCGCGGUCGCGGAAGCGGAGAGCGCGACUGCGGCGCUGUAUGGGAAGGACAUUGACACGGUGGCUUCGGGCGACGAGCUCGUCGUCGGCACGCGCUUGGCGGAGCUGACUGUGAAGCGCUGGUUUGCGGGCACGAGCUGGGAUGGCGGCGACACGGAGAGACGGUGUCGAGAGGUGCAGGUGGCGGUGGAGCGCAAUAGUCUGGCGGGGUUUAGGGCGGUGGUGCAGGCGCUGUUCAAGUACGAUUUGUGGGACGAGAUGAAGAGCGCGAAUGCGCAGGGGACGUUUUUGGCCGGGAAGGAGGACGGCAAGGUCCCUGUGGGCAUGAGGGGCAUGGCGGAGGGGUAUGCGGGUGGGAAGGGCACCUUCUUCGAGAUCGAGGACGCGGGCCAUCUGCCGAUGGUUGAGAAGCCGGAUGAUGUUGCGGGGAUUGUGGCAAGGGAGUUGGGGUGGGUGUCGAAGUAGGAGGUGCCUUGGUCGGUUGUACGCUUUUAGCAGGUUAGAAAGCAUCAGGUGUGCAAGGACAUACUCAGUGGCAUGUUUGCUGUACAAAGGAAAUGCAUCGGAGGAGUACCGUGCC